This is a messenger RNA of Ornithodoros turicata, 2695 nucleotides long. RefSeq names its product F-box/LRR-repeat protein 2-like. Gene Ontology annotation, molecular function: protein binding. The transcript is spliced from 3 exons. Bases 354 to 2093 code for a protein of 579 amino acids. Lineage: Eukaryota; Metazoa; Arthropoda; Arachnida; Ixodida; Argasidae. Gene Ontology annotation, cellular component: SCF ubiquitin ligase complex. Gene Ontology annotation, biological process: SCF-dependent proteasomal ubiquitin-dependent protein catabolic process. The record is from RefSeq and is a predicted model, not a curated record.
CUGUACGAGACUAAUGUUUACACCCAUUCGCGUCAACGCUCACGCUAUCAAUGACGCUAUCCUUCGGUAGCAUAUGCAUGUGGGACACAACAAAACUGACAAAACCAACAACAAUUCGCCCACUCUCGUGCUCGCAUUGGCACGAUAGACUUCUGCUACAUGACGUUAAUCCAUGAGCGUCACACAAAUGCACACAAAAAAAGUUGUGCGUAUUUUCUCGUAACAAUUACGCUCGACCCGGUAGGUCAUCCUUUUUCGCUUGGUGCAAUGUCUCUGCAUGAUACUGAACCGAAGGCGUGCGUCAGAGUAAUUUGCAGCAGACAGUCAUGCAGGUGUUAAAUUAAACCGGGAAAAUGGCUUACGAGUACCUGCCUUUAGAGAUAUUAAGGAAGAUCUUCUUGUACUUGAAUGUUCCUGACAGGCUUUCUGCAAGUGCUGUAUGCCAGCAGUGGUACAGAGCGGUCCUUGACGGACGACCGUACGACGACAUGCGCGUCGUCUUGCAGGGUGACAUGACGAGAGGCAUGAACAUACUGGCAAAGUCGUCGAGGACUUUUUACGGUCUGGUCAUCAAGGACGGUGACAAAGAGAUCGAAAAUCGCGACUUUUGGGAGAACGUCGGCCCACACCUCAGGCGUCUCGAGUUUAGGGAAUGUGGUGUCUCCGAACGGGUGUUCCUGAUGGUCCUCGGGUACUGUUCCAAGCUGGAGGGCCUCUGCAUAUCCCGCUGCGACGGACUGCUGAUCCCCGGAAAGCUCCUGGAGAGCCCCGAGCACGCACCCGGUCUGUGUUCGUCUCUCGAGAACGUCAGAGAUCUCGACCUUUCAGAUAACAGUUACCUUUCGGACGCAGAUUUUAACCGUAUAGUUAGUGUAGUGGGGAAACUGGAAAACCUGUCACUGGCUGGUUGCCAGAUGUCGUUCCAUCCUGGAAUAUAUAAACGUUUCUAUCCAAACGGCCGGGCGCUGAGCUCGAGUGUCCUUACUUUCCAGACUGUCGUGGAAUACAUAGAACGCGCGAACAUCAAGCUGAAGCGUGCCAACUUCAGCAGAACACUCUUGGACAACAAAGCUGUCCAGAGGCUAGCGGCGGCUUGUGCGGACUCGCUCACCGAGCUCAGUCUGGUGUCCUGCGUCCAGUUGAGCCACGCCGGAAUCCUGUCUCUCUGUCGGACACUUCCUGGACUGGAGGUCCUCGACUUGGCCGAGAACUAUCACGUGACAGACCUGAGCCUGGCUUCGAUCUGCGACACUCUGACGCAGCUUCGGGAACUCGACAUGACGCGCUGCAGACUCCUCACGAGCCACAGCGUUGCCGAGAUAGCGCGUCUGCAGCGACUGCGAGCGCUGAGCUUGUCGUCGUGCUGUAAGGUGUCGUCUGCCGGCUUUGUCGAAGCGCUCUGCUCGAACUCGCGGCCGGGCAUGAAACGGCUGGACGUUAGUUAUUGCAACAUCGACACAUACACGGUCGUAGCCCUCGCAAAAUCGCUUCCAAAUCUCACGCACCUCGACCUGACGUCCUGUCCCCUGUUGACGGACGAAGCGGUCCACGUGAUAAGCCAGAAUAUGCGACGGUUGAUCUGCCUCCGUAUGGCAGGCUGUGAAACGGUCACUGAUAACGGGAUCUGCAGCGAUAGAACUCGGGAAGACGGAAAGACUCGCAGCAAAUCUCUCGCUUUGCUCGAGAGCUUGGAGGAAUUAAACCUACGUGGCUGCAAACAUCUAAGCGACGACGGCCUCGGUGCAUCUGUUCGGUUUGUGGGCCUCAGGCACUUAGACCUGAGUCUGUGCCAGAAGCUGACAGACGUCGGACUUGCGUGUAUUGGUAGCCACAAUCCGAGCUUGGAGCACCUCGUCGUGAGCAAGUGCAUUCUGCUAACAGACUUCGGCGUGAUUGGAACUCUCGAGAGGCUCUCGCGGCUGCGCCACCUGGACGUUCAAGGUUGCCCGAAGGUGACGGACGCGGCCCUUCACCGAAUGUCGCGGUGCGGGGCACUGCGUUAUCUAAACGUGUCCCUCUGCGGUGUGACGCUGCACGGUGUCAGUCUUCUAGAAGAUUCGGCUGCGAGGUUGACGGUAGUUUACAGAACUUGAUUGUGUCUUCUUUUUUUUUUUUUUUUUUACUUUUUUGCGCAUUGCACUUUCGAAGGAGUGGUACGCUAGAGUAAUAUGUGUUGGGGUAACCCAAUAUGAGUAACAAGGAUCUUUUCCUCUUCGCAAAAGGAAUCGAAAUCAUCGUCAUAAAUAGGGUAGCAUUUUGGGGUGGGGGGGGGGGGGGGGGGUGCCUUCCGUGAAAACAGUCGACACCAGUCUUGUGUUAGGAUUGGUUCUACAACCCUACGCACUGCUAUGGUAGAACCUCUUGUGAACCUAUGUGGUACACGCAUGUACGCUGCUGGAUACCGUGUUUUUUAUGCUUUGCUAUUGCGCUAGAUUUAUUAUACGAUAGAUUGGUACGGACUCGGUUUGUGGGAAAAUCCGGUCCAACCUGAUCUGAAGUCUAUUGAUAGGGUUACAAAGUGGGUUUUACUGUAAGAUGUAAGACCCAAAUCAUAAAACUGCCACAGGGUGAAUGAACUGGUUUAUUUAUUACCUAUUAAAAAUGCUAGUCAACUGUGAAAGUGUGUGUCAAAGCAAGACAUGAUGACACAUUUUUUUAAAGGUUUUAGUCUAAUAAAUGAUACUUUUGAUGUUUU